CUUUACUAACAGAGGCAGGGAGAGAGAGAGAGCAACUCCCCUCCCACAGCCACAUCGUGCAGCUCUUCUGCCCAGUGGAGAGAUAGGAUUAGGCAAGGAGGCGGGACAGUGAGUCACAAGAGGGGAGGGUGCGGCAAAAGUUUCUUUUAGUGAAGAUACUAGUGUACGAGUGACGCAGCAGCUUAAUAUCUAGCACUUGUCCUGGUCCCUGCAUACAUGAGACUUGUACCUCACCAGCAGACUGGAACUUGAACCUGACGAAUUUACCUCAGGCUCUGCAGCACAACACACACCUGCUGCUGUACUCAUUGUGUGCAAGUGGUUUUUACAGGUGAAAAAUAAGGAUAUUAAAGAAAGGGUGAACAAGCUUCAGUUUGUGACGGGCUUAUUCUCUGGGGAGAUUCUUUGUUUGGUGUGUGAGAAGGCACUCUUGGGCAAGGAGUCCCUGCAUUGCUCUAGCAUCUAGAGGAAAACCUGCUUGAAAAUUCUGUCUAGUCAAGAUAUACCCUGAUCAUUACGCUACUGUGCGCCAUCUCCGUACAUCAUCAACAUGUGAAAAAUAAGGAUAUUAAAGAAAGGGUGAACAAGCUUCAGUUUGUGACGGGCUUAUUCUCUGGGGAGAUUCUUUGUUUGGUGUGUGAGAAGGCACUCUUGGGCAAGGAGUCCCUGCAUUGCUCUAGCAUCUAGAGGAAAACCUGCUUGAAAAUUCUGUCUAGUCAAGAUAUACCCUGAUCAUUACGCUACUGUGCGCCAUCUCCGUACAUCAUCAACAUUAACAUAUCGUCUCACCAUGCCAAAAUGCAUAGUGUCUGACUGUCUGCACAGAACGGGACAAAAAGAAAAAUAUCCCCAUGUCAUUCUUCAUCCUUUCCCUGGAAAUCUUGAAAUUAUCAAAAAAUGGUUAUUGCAGAUUGGCGACGAUUAUGUUGACAUUGAUGCACUUGCUGUCAAAAUUUUAGAAGGCAAAAAAUAUGAUAAUUACCGGAUUUGCUCUAUGCACUUUGAUGAGAACCAAUAUAUUUACAAAACUCACAGUAAAUCUCUUCGAAAGGAUGCUGUUCCAACACUCUUCCCAAAAAUAUCAUCCUUAUUUAAGAUUCAAAGCAUAACAGGACCACCUCCAUGCAAAAAAAGAAGAGUAGACGACCCAGAUGAAGGACCAUCAGCUGCUACUAUUGUCCGUAUUGUAUCACAUUCAAGGACUGUUUCAACUCAGACAGAACCGGAAUAUUUUCUAAAAAGUACUGCGGUUAACACCGAUCAUACCUUCUUCAUGGAAUCCAAAUACACCCAAUGCGAACCACCAAUCCAGAAGAAGGAUAUGCAAAUCCAAACUGGAGACGAUUUUGUUCCUGCUGAAAAGUGGAUUAUUGAAAAGGAUCAUUUCUAUCCAGUUUGCUUUUCAACGCCAACCAAAGCAACCAUCUUUAAUAAUCCACUUUGUCAAUCAGAAAAUGAAAUAUUUCAAGAAAUUUCACCAGUUUAUGAAAAUAAACUAUUGGAAGACACACUGGAGACAACAUAUCCAACUAUUGAAGAUCUGAAAGACACCACCUUUAACCCACAAGAUUGCACAUCUUUGGAGAUGUCGGACGUAAUGGAUUCAUCAGUCAAUGAGGUUCUGCCUGUUUCAGAUUCAGAUUUUGUGCGAGAGAGAAAAUUUAUCGUUUUUGAAACACAGUUAGAUUUGUUACUUAAACUAAUACCAUGUCAGUUUAAUGAUGGCCAAAUGUGUCCGGCCCCAAUUUCCAAAAUACACAAAACUGUAGAAGGAUCGAUGGUCACUGUAAAUUUAACUUGUCGAAAGCUCCACAAUUCACUUAUCUGGAAAUCACAACCAACCAUAUCAAAUAUGCCUGUUGGCAAUAUUCUAAUGUCCUCUUCUAUUCUUUUAAGUGGCUCCUCAUUUCAGAAAGUAAAGGAAAUGUUUGAUCUUUUUGGUAUAGCUGCCAUUUCGAAAACCACAUUUUACAAAAAUCAAAACCACAUUCUGUUCCCUGCAAUUGAUAAUUACUGGAAAAAGGAACAGCAGAAUAUAUUUACAGAGAUCGGUGAUGAGGCAGUUGUAGUUGCUGGGGAUGGGCAAUUCGAUAGCCCAGGACAUUCUGCUAAAUAUUGCAUAUAUUCAUUCAUGGAUAUCCUUUCAGAUAAAAUUGUUGAUUUCAAAUGCGUUCAAGUUGAACCUGGAAAAACAUCAUCAUCACUAGAAGUGGAGGCUUUUACAGAUUGUAUGGAAAAUCUUUUAACAAACAAGGUCCAAGUUAAAAUAGUGGCAACAGAUAGGCACAGUUCUGUUAAAAGGGUAAUGUCCAAAAAGUACUCAAAAAUUGAACAUCAGUUUGAUAUUUGGCACCUAUGUAAAAGUGUAUCAAAAAAGUUGAAAGCAACAAGUAAGCUGAGAAAUUGCAAAGACCUAGUUCCAUGGAUAACAUCUAUUCAAAAUCAUCUAUGGUGGUGUGCACAGACCUGUAUGCAAAAUGCAGAUUUGCUAAUUGAAAAAUGGCAAUCUGUGAUGUUUCAUGUAGCAGAUGUACACAAAUUCCCAAGUUUUAAAAAAUACAAAAAAUGCAUGCAUGGGAGGAUCUCACAGGAACAGCGAAAUGGAACAAACUGGAUUAUGCCAAGCCAUCCUGCUCAUAGUGCACUUCAAAAAAUUGUGAAUGACAAAGCACUUCUUGCUGAUUUACGUCAAGUUACAAAGUUUUGUCAUACGGGACAAUUAGAAGUUUAUCACAGCAAAUGUUUAAAAUACCGUUCAAAGAGAUACUCAUACAGAAUGAAUUCAAUGUAUGCUCGAACCACUUUGGCGGCCCUUUCAAACAACCGCAAUGUAGGCAGAAGCCAAGCAACAGUGACCUGCCCGGAAAAAACAACAUUAACAACUGGCGAAAAAAGAUACAAACUUGUAUUCCCAAAGCAAAAAAAGGAUUGGGUGGCUAAGCCGAUUUACAAGGCCUGUGUAGAUGACCAUCUUUUUGAGAUAACCAAUGACUGUUUGAAGAUUCAAAGUGGUGCACUGAUUCACAGUUGGACAUCUCAGGCUACACAUGUUCCAAAGAGCAUUGCAUCUAAAGAACGCCCAGACAGAGAGACACUAAUACAAAGACACUUAUCCAGAUUUAAGUAAUACAAAAUUCAACUGUACUUGACAAAUUACUUUGACACAGAAAAUUCUCAGAUGCAUAAUUGAAGUAUGCCAUAUAUAUUGCAAUGUGUUCUGCAAUCUGUACUUGUAAGGAAAAAAAUAGCACAGGAACUUGUCUGAUGCUAAUUGAUUGUUCUUACCACAGUUAAUAGAAAUUUAAAUUUCUUGGAGACGCACAGUUGGAACGUUUCAGCCUAGCAAUUGUGGAUAAAAAUUUUUUUAAAGGAAAAUAUCACAUGGUAAAUUUGUUUAAGAAAUAAGUUGCCAAACUAAGACCAGAGGUGAGAAGAGUAAAUGCAUGGUAUAAGCCUGCUUCUGACGCACAGUAACUAAGGCUAUGGGCACACAGCCUGCGUAAUUGGACUGACCUCUGUCCGUACACAGGCUGUUCAGGUUCAAAUCAAUGGAUCAGGGGCACAGAGCAGAUCUGCAUCUCUAAACCUGCAAUAUUCUCAGCCCGACCACAACAGCUGAUCAUUUGCUGACAACAGCCUGUGUAGCCAUAGCCUAAAAACAUUUGGCCACAUUUCAAUGUCCAAUACAAAUACUCCAGUCAAAAUCUAAACACGAAGGAGGUCCCUUUUGUUUAGAUUAAAUUACCUUUGCUCUUUUUUGAAAUAUAGAUGUUUAAAGUCAUAUUUUUAAAAUUUUCAAGCCAAAUAUGAGGUCAAAAUGGUGCCCUUGUAAACUUUGGAUGACUGCCAAAAUGAAAUCACAUCUUUUUGUGAAUUUGCUUCAUGUUUUUUUUUUUUAUUCCCCAAUAUGGAUAGUCAUCUUAAAAUGAUUCAUUUUUGAACAGAUUUCAUUUUUAUAAAGUUAAAUUUCAUUCUGUCUAACACUACUGUUGAUUUAACACAGGAGUGUCCAAACUUUUCGGAAAGAGGGCCAGAUUUAGCGAGGGCAGACCAUUCUGUCUGACAUGGUGCUAGCUAGCUUAGGAUCAGGAUCAUUCACUCCUGAAUAUGGACGCGUUUAGGAAGUGGAGUCUGUUUGGACUUCUCUGCACCUCAUUUAGAGAAGUAAUCGCAUAGCUGCAUCAGAAAUAUUUGGGCACAUGAUUACUGAAAUAAUCGUCUAUUCUGCUGCGUGUAAGCUGAAGGUGUUUACAAUAGACAACAAUAGACAAUAAACGGCCUCUACUGCGCAUGUCACGAUCGGCGGGUUAAGGAGAACGGAGAAGGGGAAAACGGUUCUGCAGCAGCACAUGUCAAAGAAAAUCAGCCUGUGCCGGGAUGGAUACUAAGCAAAUGCAAAGGUAUUUUCAGGUUAGACAGGGUCAUCUGCCAUUGCACGGAGCUGGCUUUAGAUGUGGAGGACAAAACUAGUAAUGCAAAAAGAGGGUUGAAUUCUGGGCACGUAGAGAUGCACUGCUCUCGCAUACUUCUCUAGAUUACUGUACUGGCACGUCAGUACUUCUAUUCCACCUUUAGCCCUAAAGACGUAUGCGAGAGUGGUGUGUAACUGUGCCAUUGCAAACACCUUCAGCACACAGGCAGCAAAAUUGACCAAGUGUCAGAUCAUUUCACUAAUCAUGUGCCCAAAUAUUAUGGCUACGUGGUUGCUGAGCGCACGUUGCAGGGGGGCCACAUUAUUAAUUUCAGCCCGACCACAACAGCUGAUCAGUUGCUGACAACAGCCUGUGUAGCCAUAGCCUAAAAACAUUUGGCCACAUUUCAAUGUCCAAUACAAAUACUCCAGUCAAAAUCUAAACACGAAGGAGGUCCCUUUUGUUUAGAUUAGACAGCCCAUUAUUAAUUUCAGCCCGACCACAACAGCUGAUCAGUUGCUGACAACAGCCUGUGUAGCCAUAGCCUAAAAACAUUUGGCCACAUUUCAAUGUCCAAUACAAAUACUCCAGUCAAAAUCUAAACACGAAGGAGGUCCCUUUUGUUUAGAUUAAAUUACCUUUGCUCUUUGCUAUGAAGUACUUUUUUGAAAUAUAGAUGUUUAAAGUCAUAUUUUUAAAAUUUUCAAGCCAAAUAUGAGGUCAAAAUGGUGCCCUUGUAAACUGGUGUUAAUUUGAAAACUGGCCACAAUUGGCCCACGGGCCUGACUUUGGACAUGCCUGCUGUAACAUUAAUCAAACUUUGUUAGCAUAAAAACUAACUUGAGACUUCGUUACCGGAUACAUGAUCCAGAGUAUUUUGGGAAACAGAACUCAUACAUGUAUAUUGUUAAAUUUGCACAUUGACUGUAUGUCUGUAUAAUCAACUUUAAAUGCUGUUCAUUGAAAUGUGAAAUUCUUGUGAAUUCUUUUAAGAUGAAUUUGUUUAACAUAUGACAAUACCAAUAUUUUUGGUUAAACAAAAUAAAUUUUUAUUCAAAAAAGACAAUGCAUACAUUUA
Xenopus laevis (African clawed frog) is the source of this 5490-nucleotide messenger RNA. RefSeq lists its product as uncharacterized. The record is from RefSeq and is a predicted model, not a curated record. Bases 791 to 3127 code for a protein of 778 amino acids. The transcript is spliced from 6 exons. NCBI's taxonomy places the organism in Eukaryota, Metazoa, Chordata, Amphibia, Anura, Pipidae.